Aspergillus puulaauensis is the source of this 933-nucleotide messenger RNA. Its product is annotated as SMP-30/gluconolactonase/LRE family protein. The transcript has 2 exons. The record is from RefSeq and is a predicted model, not a curated record. The coding region runs from base 1 to 933 and encodes 310 amino acids. NCBI's taxonomy places the organism in Eukaryota, Fungi, Ascomycota, Eurotiomycetes, Eurotiales, Aspergillaceae.
AUGAACUUCUAUCCCGCACCCCCGACAAUCCAGGCGGAGGUCUAUCUCCACAUUCCUGACUCGCUGCGCUGCACAGGUCAGCCGACCGAGUGGCGUGGUGGCUUCGCAGGGCCCGCAUCGGACAUCUUCCUGGAGGGCCCGAUCUGCACCCCAGAUGGAGCUCUGUACCUCGUGGACGUUCCUUACGGGCGAAUCCUGCGACUGGACGCGGACAAACAGGUUACAGAGAGUGUGAGGUAUGACGGAGAGCCGAAUGGACUCGCCCUGCUGCCGGACGGGUGUUUCGCAGUGGCAGACUACAAGCAGGGAAUUCUCAAGUUUGACCCUGUUUCUGGGAAGACGUCACCGCUCCUUACUCGGCGCAAUCUAGAGAGAUUCAAGGGCCCUAAUGACCUGAUCGUGGCUUCGAAUGGCGACCUCUACUUCACCGACCAGGGCCAAACAGGACUGACGGAUCCAACUGGCUGUGUCUAUAGACUCUCUUCAACUGGAAAGCUGGACUGUCUUGUAUCCAACGGGGUCUCUCCCAAUGGUCUCGCGCUUUCGCCGGACGAGAGAUUCCUCUACGUGGCCAUGACCCGCGCAAAUGCUGUCUGGCGUCUGCCAUUGCACGCCGACGGCUCAACUACAAAAGUCGGACUGUUCUUCCAGUCGUUCGGAAACGCAGGCCCCGAUGGGCUCAAGGUUGACGAGGAGGGAAACGUCCUGAUCUGCCACCCCAGUCUCGGCUCUGUGUUCGUCGUAGAUGCAGAGGGAGUGCCCAAGGCGAGAAUAGUCACUGCGCUGGAGGGAGGAAAGAAUCUCACAAACUGCUGCUUUGGGGGUGAAGACGGUCGGACUCUGUUUAUCACGGACAGCUUGAAGGGGAAUGUCCAGUAUGUGAAAUGGCACUGCGCUGGGAUGGACUGGAUAAAGAGUAGGAAGACAAACUAG